Messenger RNA from Gossypium raimondii (Peruvian cotton), 1391 nucleotides. Its product is annotated as omega-amidase, chloroplastic. The transcript is spliced from 10 exons. Gene Ontology annotation, biological process: L-glutamine metabolic process; oxaloacetate metabolic process. NCBI's taxonomy places the organism in Eukaryota, Viridiplantae, Streptophyta, Magnoliopsida, Malvales, Malvaceae. The record is from RefSeq and is a predicted model, not a curated record. Bases 29 to 1153 code for a protein of 374 amino acids. Gene Ontology annotation, molecular function: omega-amidase activity. Gene Ontology annotation, cellular component: mitochondrion.
AGCAAGUAAACAAAACGUGAAAACAAAUAUGAAGUCAUCACUUGUUAGCUCCAAGAAUCUAAUAAGACUUCAAUCCGCUAUCUCACGCUCCUUCCUUCAACACUCAUCCAAACCCAUUUCUCAAACACCGUUCUUCAUUCCAAUCAUCCCCACAAACACCAUAAACCUGUACAAUCAACGUUACCAAAACCUCCAAUUCCAAAUCCGGUCCAACUCAACAUCCAUAAUGUCAUCAUCAGCUUUCAAGCCUGAACAAGCGAGGCUACCACCUGCUCUUCCUCUUCCCUCCCCUCCUCUCACCAAGUUCAAGAUUGGGAUUUGUCAGUUGGCAGUGACACCUGAUAAAGAGAGGAACAUACAGCAUGCUCGGAAGGCCAUCGAAGAGGCUGCUCAAAAGGGUGCCCAGCUUGUUGUCUUGCCUGAAAUAUGGAACAGCCCAUAUUCAAAUGACGGUUUUCCAGUUUAUGCUGAAGAUAUAGAUGCAGGUCAUGAUGCAUCUCCUUCAACAGCUAUGCUGUCUGAAGUUUCUAGUCGUCUGAAGAUCACGGUAGUUGGUGGAUCUAUUCCAGAACGCUGUGGGGAUAAAUUGUAUAAUACUUGUUGUGUCUUUGGUACCGAUGGAAAGCUGAAAGCCAAGCACCGCAAGAUUCACCUUUUUGAUAUCGAUAUUCCUGGGAAGAUUACCUUCAUGGAAUCCAAGACUCUUACUGCUGGGGAAACUCCUACCAUUGUGGACACAGAUGUUGGGCGAAUUGGUGUAGGGAUUUGUUAUGACAUUCGUUUUCAGGAAUUGGCAAUGAUAUAUGCCUCAAGAGGUGCUCACUUGCUAUGUUAUCCUGGAGCAUUUAACAUGACAACCGGACCAUUGCAUUGGGAGUUGCUGCAGAGAGCAAGGGCUGUGGAUAAUCAGUUAUAUGUGGCAACUUGUUCACCUGCUCGAGAUACUGGAGCUGGUUAUGUGGCUUGGGGUCACUCAACCCUUGUAGGACCUUUUGGAGAAGUCCUAGCCACAACUGAACAUGAUGAGGACAUAAUUAUAGCAGAGAUUGAUUACUCAAUACUUGAGCAACGAAGGGCUAAUCUCCCUUUGGCAAAGCAACGGCGGGGUGAUCUUUAUCAGUUGGUAGACAUCCGGAGAGUCAGUGCUCAUUGAUUAGAGAAGAGAAGCAUGUAAAUAGCUAUGAGUCAUGGUGGGGAUGUAAUAUACGGUGCAACUUUACUAAAAUCAUGGGACUGUUAUCGUCCUUUGUCCAGUUGAAGAAAAUCUGUAGUUAACCUUAACCAGAUUUUAUCAUUCGGAUGAUAGCUUUGCUACCCAUAUUUGAACAAUAAUUGGAUGUGAUACUGUUGCCAUGUUUUUAAUUGCUAAUUUAGCCAGACUUAGUCUUCAA